ACAGAGAGUUUGCGCAGAUAUAUAUACGAGGACUAGAAACACUCUGUGCUGUACGAGACUUAGAAAUCGAGGAACAGCGGAAGGUUCCUGUCCUCCUGUGGCUGAGGGCGUAAGCACCGACCGGACGGCCGACCUCAAAGCCCUUUACACCUUCUUCUACUCCAAGGGUUUUGUGCGGUCUUUCUGGUUGAAGAUUAGUUAUUGGGGUUUGGGAAGUCUGUAAGAGUUUGGACUGACGGCUAGAGUUAUACACACACACACACACACCAGGGUUUCAAAGAUGAGUGACAAUCUGAUGGAGAAAGUUAGUGCGUUCGGUGAGCGCUUGAGAAUAGGUGGAGCCGAGGUUGGUCGGAAGGUGACUGCUGGUGUCAGCUCAAUGAGCGACAAGAUGAAGGAGCUAUUCCAAGGGCCAAAUCAGGCUGAUAAGAUUGUUGAGGAAGCGACAGCUGAAACACUGGACGAGCCUGAUUGGGCCACCAAUCUUGAAAUUUGUGACCUGAUCAAUCAUGAUAAGAUCAACAGCGUUGAACUGAUCCGUGGGAUAAAGAAACGGAUCGUGUUAAAGAGCCCUAGAAUUCAGUUCUUGUCUCUGAUGUUGCUUGAAACUGUUGUUAAGAAUUGUGAGAAGGCAUUCUCGGAGGUAGCAGCUGAGAGGGUGCUUGACGAGAUGGUGAAGUUGAUUGAUGAUCCUCAGACUGUUGUUAACAACCGGAACAAGGCUCUGACGAUGAUUGAAGCUUGGGGGGAAUCUUCUACUGAGCUCCGCUAUUUGCCUGUUUAUGAGGAGACAUACAAGAGUUUGAGAUCAAGGGGCAUAAGGUUUCCUGGCCGUGAUAAUGAGAGUUUGGUUCCUAUAUUUACUCCUCCUCGUUCAGUCUCAGCUUCAGAAUCCAAUGCUAGUGUUCCCCAACAAACUUAUCGUGAAAUUCCUAUCCAAACUUUUUCGGCUGAGCAAACAAAGGAAGCAUUUGAGGUGGCUCGUAACAGUAUUGAUCUUCUUACAACAGUUUUGUCCUCGUCACCCCAACAAGAUGCUUUAAAGGAUGAGUUGACGACAACGCUAGCAGACCAGUGUCGUCAUGCCCAGUAUGCUGUGCAGAGAAUCAUCGAAAGUGCCGGGGACGAGGCCCUGCUUUUCGAGGCCUUGAAUGUGAAUGAUGAAAUCCAAAAGGUCCUAUCCAAAUAUGAAGAUCUGAAUAAGCCUCCUGUUGUUUCAGAGGAAUUAGAACCUGCUAUGAUUCCAGUCGCUGUUGAGCCUGAUGAUUCCCCCCGUGUUGGGAAAGAAGAUGCCCUUGUCAGAAAACCGUCUGGCUCUCGAGCUGGUGCUCAGGGAGGUAACAAUGAUGAAAUGAUGGAGGAUCUUGAUGAGAUGAUCUUCGGCAGAAAAUCUGGUGGCACGUCUGAAGCAGGACAACAGGACCCAAAGAAGCAGCAACCGCCUAAAGAUGACCUGAUCUCAUUUUGAGCUUUCUGUCUUUUCGAAGAAGCUGCUGCACCCAUUUGGUCGGACCGAGCCUCAGAUGCUUCUGUUGCCAGACUAUUUUUAGGUGUUGGAAACUUCUUAAUUUGAUGCUUGAAAGUCUGUUUGUUAACAUCAUAAACAGGAGGACUGAUUCCUUUUCUCUUUCAUACCUUUUUUUUUUUGCGGUUUCCCCCCUUUGUUCAUGCACAUUAUGUAAGUAGUGAUGUGUCCGGAGUUUGGCUUUAGAUAAUUAAUUGCUCGUGCCUGGAGGAGCUCUAUACAGAAUGGGUAUUAUGAAACUUCAUACUGAUUGAUGUUCGUGUGGUAUAUUUAUUAUAUUGUCAUGUUAAUUUUGCUUGUCUA
Messenger RNA from Diospyros lotus (date-plum), 1828 nucleotides. Its product is annotated as TOM1-like protein 1. Gene Ontology annotation, biological process: protein transport to vacuole involved in ubiquitin-dependent protein catabolic process via the multivesicular body sorting pathway. The record is from RefSeq and is a predicted model, not a curated record. NCBI's taxonomy places the organism in Eukaryota, Viridiplantae, Streptophyta, Magnoliopsida, Ericales, Ebenaceae. The transcript is spliced from 4 exons. Bases 281 to 1468 code for a protein of 395 amino acids. Gene Ontology annotation, molecular function: phosphatidylinositol binding; ubiquitin binding.